UGCUACUGCGUCGAUUCUCAAUUUGAAGAAUAAAACUCGAUAAACUGAAAUAAAACACAAUAUCUUAAUGACAAAAUGAAAACAUCUUGAGAAAUAUUAAUUUUAUAUAUUUCUCUCCCUCAAAAUUCCGGAAAAAUAUAAAAUCGACUGUUAAAAAUAACGAGUUCAAAAAUAUCGAUAUUCAUGGAUAUAUCAGACGGUUCAAAUAUGAACUCUCAACCUCGAUGGUUGUAUACACACCGAAUCAGCUGAUCGAUGUACACAAACCUGACAAACAAUCACCAGGCGUCAUAACCUUCAGUCCUGGAAGAGAACACCUCAUCCCCAGAGGAUGGAGCCGAACGAGGGGAUGAUAGCAGUGCACGUGGGUGCGGGUCAGCAUUCGGAGUCACUGAAAAAAAAAUACCAGAAGCUGUGCAGACAGGCCUGCGAAUCAGGUGCAUCAACCCUGCGCUCAGGACUAUCCCCCCUGGAUGCUGUUGUGGCUUCGACGAUGGUUCUGGAGGAUUCACCCCUGACGAACGCAGGUUUCGGUUCGAAUUUAACUCUAAACGGUCAAGUGGAGUGUGAUGCAAGUGUAAUGGACGGUUCAAGACUGCUCUUUGCAUCAGUUGGAGCUGUCAGUGGCGUGAAAAAUCCAGUUCUCCUGGCGAAACGACUGUGCGAACACCAGACUGUGAAGAUAAGCCAUGGAAGAGUGCCUCCAAGUGUUUUAGUUGGGCCUGGUGCACACGCCUGGGCAGUAGAGAUGGGGGUUGAGACGAUUCCAGGGGAGGACUUGGUUUCGUCGAAGGCGAAAAAAAUUUACAAUCAUUACAAGAGAAAAUUGGAUGAUCCGGGAGGCGAGGGUAAGAUCUCCAGACCCAGACUGGACACUGUGGGGGCCGUUUGUGUUGACAGACUGGGAAAUGUCGCCUCUGCCUGCUCCAGUGGUGGAAUAAUCCUCAAAUCUCCUGGAAGAGUUGGACAGGCUGGAGUGUGGGGCUGUGGGGUUUGGGCAAAGAGUGGAAUGGUAUCCGUUGGGGCUUCGACGUCUGGAUGUGGUGAGCAUCUCAUCAGGACGACUCUUGCCAGGACGAUUGCUGAGGCUGUAGGGAAUAAAUUUCAAGGAAAUGGAGGGGAAUUUAUCAGAAUUCUGCAUGAGACUGUCGACAGGGAGUUCAUUGGCUCUGAAUUUCUCCAGGGAAUUGAUCAGAAGAUGGGAGGGGGUAUUGUUGUCAGGUAUGACGUCGACGAGGGCCUCGGGGAUCUCUUCUGGACGCAUUCCACGAAUUCCAUGAUCCUGGGGUACAUGAAUUCCAAGGAUGAGGCGGCUGUUGGUCUCGCCUCGGUUUUAGAGGCCAGUGAGGCUGGGAGAAAGGCUGUGGUACAGGGCGUGGGGUUUAAAUUCUGAGGGAUUUUUUUUGUAUUGGUUUAAUAAAGAUUUUAUUAAGGAUUUCA
This is a messenger RNA of Fopius arisanus, 1440 nucleotides long. It is a transcript of the gene Tasp1, whose product is annotated as Taspase 1. Gene Ontology annotation, molecular function: asparaginase activity; threonine-type endopeptidase activity; beta-aspartyl-peptidase activity. The coding region runs from base 332 to 1393 and encodes 353 amino acids. The record is from RefSeq and is a predicted model, not a curated record. Gene Ontology annotation, cellular component: cytoplasm. Gene Ontology annotation, biological process: protein maturation. The transcript has a single exon. Lineage: Eukaryota; Metazoa; Arthropoda; Insecta; Hymenoptera; Braconidae.